Molecule: messenger RNA, 484 nt
Organism: Armigeres subalbatus
Lineage: Eukaryota; Metazoa; Arthropoda; Insecta; Diptera; Culicidae
Exons: 1
Coding region: 1-462 (153 amino acids)
Biological process (GO): sterol transport
Molecular function (GO): sterol binding
Source: RefSeq, a predicted model, not a curated record
AUGUUCAAAUUCCUACUGAUCGCCACUUUGUUGGUACCGGCCAUCCUGGCCCAGACACCAGUUCGCCAGUGCCCCAACGGAGCCGGCGUGCCGCAGUCGGUGAACAUCAACGAUUGCACCGGGUCGCCCUGUCCGCUUGUCAACGGUCAACGUCUGCUCGCCCAUGGCAUCGGAAUCACCAGUCCCGUGAACACCAACGGACUCGAGGCGUACAUCACGAUCCGGCUGGCUGGCCUGCAAAUCCCAUUCCCGAUGCCGGAUGGAUUGGAAGAUGCUUGUUCGAUUGGAACCCCUGCCGGAACGUGCCCGGUGUCAGCAGGACAGGUUUUCAACUACGACUUGGACAUCGAGGGUCAAUAUUUGCCACUGAGCGGAGUGACCGUACUAAUCGAGGUUGGCCUGCUAGCGGAUGAUGGUUCACAUGUCACCUGUUUGCAGUUCGAUGCUUUGAUCACAGACUAGACUUGAACAAAGGAUAUAGAUU